Corticium candelabrum is the source of this 858-nucleotide messenger RNA. Its product is annotated as cilia- and flagella-associated protein 20-like. The record is from RefSeq and is a predicted model, not a curated record. Gene Ontology annotation, cellular component: ciliary basal body; motile cilium. Lineage: Eukaryota; Metazoa; Porifera; Homoscleromorpha; Homosclerophorida; Plakinidae. Bases 30 to 686 code for a protein of 218 amino acids. Gene Ontology annotation, biological process: regulation of cilium beat frequency involved in ciliary motility; cilium assembly; positive regulation of cell motility. The transcript is spliced from 5 exons.
GGCAACAAGGAACGCGACGAGCAGCCGCCAUGUUCAAGAACACAUUCCAAUCCGGCUUUCUCUCUAUUCUCUAUAGCCUAGGCAGCAAGCCUCUCCAAAUAUGGGACAAAGAAGUACGAAACGGACACAUCAAACGAAUCACCGACAACGACAUCCAGUCGCUCGUACUCGAAAUAAUGGGCACGAACGUCAGCACGACGUUCAUCACUUGUCCGGCGAGUACGACCAAGAAACAUAGUCUUCAGCUGCCGAGCGAAGACGAGGAGGAGCACGUCGAUCGGCCGGUGAGAAGCGACAGGAAACCAACACUUGGCAUCAAGCUGCCCUUCCUGGUGAUGGUCAUAAAAAAUUUGAAAAAAUAUUUCACGUUUGAAGUGCAGGUUCUCGAUGAUAAGAACGUUCGACGUCGAUUUAGAGCCUCGAAUUAUCAGUCGACGACGAGAGUCAAGCCAUUUGUGUGCACAAUGCCGAUGAGAUUGGAUGAAGGAUGGAACCAAAUUCAGUUCAAUUUGUCUGACUUCACAAGACGUGCUUACGGCACCAACUACAUUGAGACGACACGAGUGCAGAUUCAUGCCAACUGUCGUAUCCGGAGAGUUUAUUUCUCUGACCGUCUCUACUCUGAAGAUGAAUUACCACCCGAAUUUAAGCUUUUCCUUCCUGUGUCUAAGCCUGCGAAGAAGUGAUGGACAUGAAAUAUCAUUUACAUUGCAGUUAUUUCAUAAGAGUUUGACUUGCAAUCAAUUGCAUGCACUUUACUGGAUGCAUUUGCAUGCAAAUACUGAUGGUUUGCUAUCUAGGUGCAUUCAUCUGCAUCUCAAUAAUGUACACAACAGCGAUGAUGCAUUGUUUUCUUGU